GAUACAACCAUGACUAUGGCGGCCAUGUUUUGUUUUAAGAUGGCAAACACAAGGAGACAAAGACAAUAAAUUAUCGUGCAUUGGAACAGAUUUAUAAUUGGAAAUGGAAUCAAAUGAUGUUAAAGUAUUCCAUCAGUGUGUUGAAUGUGAUGAACUCUUUCAUGAGUAUGAAGAUUUAGAAAACCACAACAAAAUCCAUGUUAAAAUAGAGAAAACUGAUGAUGUUCCAAUAGAGAAAACUGAUGAUGUUACAAUAGAUAACCAUUCUGAUGUCAACGUUAAAAUAGAGACAGUCGAGGAUGUUAACUUGAGUGACAAUUCUGAUUUUCACGCUAAUGUGAGCUUACUUGGCCAGCCUAAUUUUCAUGUUAAAGAAGAGAAAAGUAAUGAUAUUGACUUGGAUAAAGAUUCAGGUUUCCAUGCCAAUGUGAGCUUACUUGGCCAGUUUGAUUUUCGUGCUAAAGAUGAUGGAAUUAAUGAACGUAUCAAAGACAAGAAAGCAGAUGAUGAUGAUUAUUUAUAUGAAAGCUUACCGAUACAUAUUGAAAAUAUUAAAAAAGAAAAAACUAAUGAUGUUAGUAUAGAUGAAGAUUCUGAGAUAGGCGUCGAUCUUCAAGAGAAGAAAACUGAUAAAUCUACAUGUAGCCUGGGCGAACAUGUCAAAGAGAACAAUGAUGUUACUAUUGAUACAAAUUCUGAAGAGAAAACUGAAAGUAGCAAUGCUCAUUUAGAAGGAGAGAGAGGGUUUAUAUGUGGUGUAUGUAAUAAGGGAGUUAAUCGUAAAUACGAUUUGAUUGUCCACAUGCGAACCCACACCGGUGAAAGGCCAUUUGAAUGUGAUGUUUGUAGUAAAACAUGUAGUACAAGCAGUGAUUUAAACAAGCAUAAAGUGAUUCAUUCCGACGAGAAACCCUUUAAUUGUGAUGUCUGUGGUAAAGCGUUUACAAGAAGUGGGGAUUUAAACAAACAUAAGAGAAUUCACACGGGUGAAAAGCCAUAUAAAUGUGAUGUUUGCGGUAAAUCAUUCAGACACAGCAGUGAUAUUAGGAGACAUGCCAGGAUUCAUACAGGGGAAAAACCCUUUAUUUGUAACACCUGUAAUAAAUCGUUCAGCAGGAGCUGUUAUUUACACAGUCAUAUCAGGACUCACACUAAGGAGAAACCAUAUACAUGUCAUAUUUGUAGUAAAUCGUUUAGUCAAAGCAACAACCUUAAAGUUCACUUCAAAAUUCAUGUCAGAACACCGGUAUGAACACUUGUACCAACAUACAUUGUACCAAUUCCUUCAAACAAAUGAACAGCUCCCACUUUAAGACCGCUCUUACUUGAAGACAACUACAUGUACAUACAGAGCACCCCUCCCUCUUUAGAGUGAUUUCAGCUUUCACUUUAUAUAAAGGCAAUUAGAGUAGAGCCCUUCAUGUACAUGUAGGGUGACCCAUGCACUCUACAGAAAGUUGGUCUCGACACGGCUAAUAUGCACGCUUCAGUGGUUGUUUCGAACUAUCAGCUGUGGACUGUAUGAUACUAUAAAUAGCCAUAGCACGUGCAAUUCUCUACAAAUCUAUCAACUUUUACAGUCGUAAAAAAUCUAUUGUUGACAAUUUUGAAUAGCUUCUUGGUUAUUACAGCAGCUUUAGAAAUUACGUUUGUUUUAUUUUUUAAAUUGCUUUAUCAUUAACUGUAUCGUUAAGAGCGGCAUCUUUUGGUUUAGUACAAAUAUUAUCUCUGAAUCACUUUCGUUAGCAGGAACAUGAUACUAGCAGUAGUUUCAUUUUACUUUUACAAGCUUCUUAAAACAAUUGUUGAGCUGGCUAACGUGCGUUUUUCUAAAUUCAAUUUCUUGUUCCAGCUUUCUGUUAUGUUUCGUAAAAAGGUAGUCUUGAUUAUCCCGACCUGUCAAUCAGAAUGGUCGGUACACUGGUUAAGCGAGACUAAUUUCAAAACAAGGGCACGUAACCUAUCUUUUACUCAAAAGUGUCUGGAUGUUAUGGAUGAAACUUGGAACCAGUUUCAGUCUAUUAUUUAUAAAUCAUGAAAUGGUCAUAGCUUAUUAAGUACAACAUGAUCGUUUAUUUAGUGACUAUAAUUGUGUGAAACUGAUUUAAGGCUUGGUAUAUAUAUAAAUAUUGUGGCGUAAUUGUUGAGAUAUUUGGAGAUAUUUAUUUAUGGUGGGUCACCCUACUUCAUGUACAUGUAUACUGGUAUCAGCUCUCACUUUAAGACAAUUACAGUGCCCCUCAUGAUAGUGGUUUCAGCUCUCACAUUUUGUGUCAAUUUAAAAGAAAACCCCAGGAGUUCAGACUGACCAUUCUACUACUUAUUGUCACAUACAAGCUUGGGAUUUAACCCACGACUUGCAUAUAUAACAGGCUGUAUGAUCUGUAGCCAACUCGGUAAACACACACACCCUGACACCUACUGACAUCUAUAUAGCUGUAGAAUAUGUAUGGGUGUUUACAUGUAAAUGUAUAUGUGCGAUAUUGCAAUUAUUAUAUUCACUCAAUCACUGCAUGUAAAAGAUACCUUGGCAGAUGGAAUUCAUUGAAGAGUAGACAAAACGCACUAGUCUGAGCAAUAUUACCCCCGUUGUAUUGCACACGUAACCAUAGAAACAAAAAAAUACUGUUCAUGUUAGUUUCAAAAUGACAUAUAAGAUGAACGGGAUAUUGAAGGAUUCUAUUCCAAUUCAAAUACUGGAAAAAUAUAUUUUUAUUGUAAAGUGUGUUGUAAAUAAAUGGUACAUGUUGGUCAUAUAUUAUUUGACACAUCAUUUUAAAUUAUUUAUCAGUGUUUUAAAAUCAAUGUUUGAAUAUUCCUAUCUUUUUUGUUAUUUGUUAAAAUAUUUUUGUUCAUGUAUUUAUCUGUAAGUUUUAUCUCAUGAAAUGGAAAAAAAAUGGAAUUUCCCUCAGCACAUAAUUGUGUUACUAUUUAUAGUACAGUACUAAUCUACAGCACAAUACAAAAACUUCUAACUUUCUGAUUGGAUGGUGAUUUUAAUAAUUUGUCUUAAUUAUCUACAUGUACAUGUAGCAUACCCUGUAUUUUGAAAGGCUGGUCAUUCAAGAUUAUUGCUACAUUACGGGUAACUGUGCUUGUGCUACACAUUCAGUUGUGAUGCCAGAGGUUGAGAGUUUGAAAGAAACCUGUAUGGUAAAGUGGGAAAACCAGUAAGUGGUUGAUCGGUUUUUAUGUUGUUUUGAAUGUUUUCAGAUUUAAUCUUCUAUAGUAUACUGAGAGAGAUUGGGCUUAAUACCAAGAAUUAUUUUUGUUGAAGUCUGGUUAUAUUAAAGGGAACGGAGGCUUAAAAAUUUUAAAACCCAGUUCCUACUGGGACCUCAUUUGACCCAAUUCUGGCCGAUUCGUUUCAAAAUGGAUUAAGAACCCUAGUCCACUCGGCACAAACUAGGCCCUUGUCAGGCCUAACACGAUUUAAUUUUAUUUCAAUAAUUUGCUGGUGCAUAUCGGUCUUUAGAAAUGAAAUGAAAUGGGGUUUAAUGUCCUAAUGUUCUGCUCCUAGGGUCUUAAGUUGGAGGAAACUGGAGAAAACCCACAUGGUUUGACAGGCAACCUUACUUCUUGUCACAUACAAACUGAGAAUCGAAACCAUGCCACUUGACUUUAUGACAGACCUUAUGAUCUGAAGCACAUGUUAGACCCAUCAGCCCCACUCCAGACCCUACAGUAUGGCAAACAGUGAUUAAUAAGAAAUUGUAUGUUACGUUAUUUUUGUUUUAAUAUGCAUUUCAAGAGUAUGAUUUUUUAGUAAUUGUAAAAUUUAUGAGAACAAUUUUGUUUUGUUAUAAGUUUUAAAGAAGCAUUUCAAGAAUUUGUUUAAUUCCAGCAAUUAGGGAAGAUGUACAGUAUAGUUAACCGUGUUUAAUAAGAAAUUGUAUGUUAAUGUCAUUUUUGUUGUUAUAAGUGUUAAAUAUGCAGUUCAAGAAUAUGAUUUUUAGUAAUUGUAAAAUUUAUGUAAACAAUUCUUGUUUGGUUUUAAGUGUUAAAGAUUAAAGAUGCAUUUCAAGAAUUUGUAUAAUUCCUGAGAUUAGGGAAGAUGUAAAAAAAAUGAGUUACUCACCAUUCCUAUAAAAAAAAGUGCAAUGUUGUUAUGGUAUAUUUUAAAUAUAGUAAAUAAACAUGUAUUGUACACUAGUUUUAGUAAAUAUAUCGAAGUAUA
Patella vulgata (common limpet) is the source of this 4177-nucleotide messenger RNA. RefSeq names its product zinc finger protein 429. The record is from RefSeq and is a predicted model, not a curated record. Lineage: Eukaryota; Metazoa; Mollusca; Gastropoda; Patellidae. Bases 104 to 1252 code for a protein of 382 amino acids. Gene Ontology annotation, biological process: regulation of transcription by RNA polymerase II. Gene Ontology annotation, molecular function: RNA polymerase II cis-regulatory region sequence-specific DNA binding; DNA-binding transcription factor activity. The transcript is spliced from 2 exons.